AUGACCCCUGCUGGCCGCUCCAGCGCCGAUUCCUCCGAGGAAGUAGCUAUCUUGAGGGACGAGAGAGUCCACGAAGACGACGGCAAAUACAACUUCGACUUCGAAUCCGAAAAUGGCAUCAGGUUCUCCGAGGCUGGAUCUCCCGACGGAGAUGAGGACGCCAUCGUCAGUGCUGGACAAUACUCCUACACUGCUCCCGACGGUACCGAAGCGUGUUGGAAAUACGUCGCCAACGAGAACGGCUUCCAGCCCCAGUCCGACAUUCUGCCAGUAGCCCCCGAAUUCCCCCACCCAAUUCCCCAGUUCGUGCUGGACCAGAUCGCCUUCGCUGCUGAGGAAGACGCCCGCCCGUGCCCGUGGUGACUCUCGUGAGGUUCCUUCCAGGUCCUACGGCGCCCCUCAGUAAUCUCCUUUGAUCUCUGACCCUUCGAAACUGUGAUCACAAAUUGCUCAUGUAUUUAUUCUAUUUAUAAAUGAAAUAGAAUCUACUAUAAAA
Molecule: messenger RNA, 496 nt
Organism: Macrobrachium nipponense
Lineage: Eukaryota; Metazoa; Arthropoda; Malacostraca; Decapoda; Palaemonidae
Product: cuticle protein AMP1A-like
Exons: 2
Coding region: 1-363 (120 amino acids)
Cellular component (GO): chitin-based extracellular matrix
Molecular function (GO): structural constituent of chitin-based larval cuticle
Source: RefSeq, a predicted model, not a curated record